Molecule: messenger RNA, 1311 nt
Organism: Aspergillus terreus NIH2624
Lineage: Eukaryota; Fungi; Ascomycota; Eurotiomycetes; Eurotiales; Aspergillaceae
Gene: hem13
Product: coproporphyrinogen oxidase
Exons: 2
Coding region: 1-1311 (436 amino acids)
Cellular component (GO): cytoplasm; mitochondrial intermembrane space
Molecular function (GO): coproporphyrinogen oxidase activity
Source: RefSeq, a predicted model, not a curated record
AUGGCGUUCGCCCGGCCCACGAUGCCUCUUCGGAGGUCCCUCGGCCAAUUCUCACGGACGUGUCGCACCCCGCGCCAUAUUCAACCACCGCUGCGCAGAUUCGCCUCGGAGAAAGCCUCCCCUGAACCCAAGCCCUUCACCGUCUGGCGACCCUACCUGCGGCUCGCAAUUGGCAUCCCAUUCAUCAGCGCCCUGAUCUACUCCAUGAUGACCGAGGAAGUAACGGAACUCGACUCCCCGUCGAUCGUGGAGCUCGAUGAAACGCUGAAGCAGCAGGCGACCAUCAGCGAGACGUCGCCGAUGCGCCUCCGCAUGGAGAAGCUGAUCAAGGACCACCAGCAGAAGAUCGUGGAGGAGCUGAGCCGGAUCGACGGCAAGCAGUUCCAGACAGACACAUGGACGCGGCCCAACGGCGGCGGCGGCAUCUCGUGCGUGCUCCAGGACGGCAACGUCUUCGAAAAGGCCGGCGUCAACGUCUCCAUCGUCUACGGCGAGCUGCCGCGCCCCGCGAUCGAGAAGAUGCGCGCUGACCACAAGUCCUUCGUUGGCGCCGACGUCGACUCGCUCAGCUUCUUCGCCGCCGGCCUCUCCCUCGUCCUGCACCCGCACAACCCCAUGGCCCCCACCGUCCACCUCAACUACCGCUACUUCGAGACCUCCGACCCCAAGGACCCCAUCCACGGCGACAAGAACUGGUGGUUCGGCGGCGGCACCGACCUGACCCCCUGCUACCUCUUCCCCGAGGACGUCAAGCACUUCCACCAGACCAUCAAGGACGCCUGCGACCGCCACGACGCCACCUACUACCCCAAGUUCAAGGCCUGGUGCGACAAGUACUUCUACCUGCCCCACCGCCGCGAGGCCCGCGGCGUCGGCGGCAUCUUCUUCGACGACCUCGACGCCUCCUUCCUCGAGUCCUCCGCCACCUCCUCGCAGAACCCCCAAGAGACCCUCUUUUCGUUUGUCUCCGACGGCCUCGCCUCCUUCCUCCCCUCCUACGUGCCCAUCAUCGAGCGCCGCAAGGACAUGCCCUUCACCCCCGCCCAGAAGGAGUGGCAGCAGCUGCGCCGCGGCCGCUACGUCGAGUUUAACCUCGUCUACGACCGCGGCACUAGCUUCGGUCUGCGCACCCCGAACGCCCGCGUCGAGAGUAUCCUCAUGAGUCUGCCGCGCACCGCUAGCUGGGCCUACAUGGACCCCGUGUCGGGUACCCGGACGGAAGCGUCCGCCGAGGAGGAAGAGCUGGGCGACGAGAAGAAGCCCGAGCGGGAACUGAUGGAUGUGCUGCGGCACCCGAGACAAUGGGUGUAG